UAGUCGAGAGUUGGAAAUGGCACUUUCUCUCUCACAAUUCCUGCCAUCUCCGCUGUCGAUAAGAACACCCACCGGAUAUCGAAACAUCCCACCAAUCAAAUCCACCCUCAAUUUCACCACCACCACCACCACCAUUCUCACCGCCAGAAACGGGAACAAAGACCACCGAUUCGCCGUCAUCGUCAACGCCGCCGAAGAACGACAAGAACAACCCACAACCGCAGAAUCAGAAACCACCCAAAAACCUCCCUCCGAUGAGGAAUUAUCUGAACUGGGUACUGAGAUCAAGAAGGCGAUGAUGGAGAGAGAGAUUAGGAAGGAUGAAAGUAUAUGGGGUGGAGUAGCGGAGGAGAUUGGACAGAUUGAGUGGCCGGCGUUCAAUAAGGUCAUCGGAACGACGGGGGUUGUGCUUGGUGUUAUUGCUGGUUCGAGUGUCGUUCUGCUUACUGUUAAUGCCGUUUUGGCGGAGCUUUCCGAUCGGGUAUUCGCCGGCCGUGGGGUUCAAGAUUUUUUUGGAUAAUGGGAAGGAGAAGCUGGAAUCAAGUGUGAGAAGCUCUAUGUUUGUACUGUGUUCUACCCCCUCUCUGAUUGCACCACGUCAUCAUGUACCAAUUAGUGUUGCAGUAUAAUCAAUUUUGUGUUUUUUU
This is a messenger RNA of Cynara cardunculus var. scolymus (artichoke), 647 nucleotides long. RefSeq names its product preprotein translocase subunit SECE1. The transcript has a single exon. Lineage: Eukaryota; Viridiplantae; Streptophyta; Magnoliopsida; Asterales; Asteraceae. The record is from RefSeq and is a predicted model, not a curated record. Gene Ontology annotation, cellular component: chloroplast thylakoid membrane. The coding region runs from base 17 to 520 and encodes 167 amino acids.